Linum trigynum is the source of this 3886-nucleotide messenger RNA. Lineage: Eukaryota; Viridiplantae; Streptophyta; Magnoliopsida; Malpighiales; Linaceae. The record is from the annotation of a GenBank genome assembly.
CGCGUGAUGGCUAAAGCAGUUUGCGGAUUAAGGGAGGUCACUAGUUUGAAACUUCAUUCCAGCAGUUGUAAUAAGUAUAUUUUUUAGCUGGGCCUUGCCAGCCCAAGGGGGUGCAGCCAACCUCCUUUGGGUGGCUGUGGCUCCACCACUGUACAUAAUAGAGAGGUUCGACAUAAGGCGUCUGGCGGAUCAAGAUAAUCGAUGAGAAGAGGACACGAAGUUUGUGGUCCUUGGCUUGAUGGUUCUGUUCGCACCUUGAACAAUGUUAGGCAUAUUCCCGAGAUGACUAAGAAUCUGAUAUCUUUGAGUCUACUCGACGACAAGGGUUUCAGUUUCAAAGGUGAAGGUGGAGUGUUAUCUGUCUACAAGGGUUCUAAGAUGAUUUUGAAAGGUGUCAAGGUUGGUGCCUUGUAUGGUCUACAAGGUUGUGUUUUGACAUGUUCUGUUGGUGAUAAGUGCACCAAGCUGGUUCUGAAUCGCAACUCUCAACGUGGGUUGGAUUUGCGGAAUGUUUUGGUUUGUUGACCGCACUUUGGGGCAUUUGGAAGUAGGGGAGAUUCUGGUACAACUGAUUUGGAGGAGUUUGGUACAUCUGGCAACUUUGGUUGCGUCUGGUACAUCUGGUAUUUGACAGAGAAUUCAAGUCAAGGUGGAGAUUGUCAGGAUAUGACUUGAAUUUGAUUUGGGUUUGUUUGGUGUUUUGAGCCUAUUUUGUUUGGGUUUGUGUUUGGGCUUUGUUUUGGCAUUUUCCUUUAUAGGUUAGGAAAAUGUGUUUGGUUUUCUUUUUGGGAUUAGGAGAAGAGUUCUAUGAAUACUCCUCAUCACCCUAGUCUGUAGUAAGGUCAGUUAGGUUAGUUUGUUUGGUUUGUCUGUUCCGGAAUUUGGUUUGUAACCUGUACUCUCCUCAAAGCAGUGAAAUUUGUUCUCCCCUGCCCGUAGAUUAGCUAGCACAAAUUGUGUAAGUGAACCACGUUAAAUUUGUGUUUGUUCGUGUUGAUUUUGAUUAUCGAUUGCACACUUCUGUUCUGACAAAAACAAUACCAUUGCAUAAAUAAAUCAAUACCAUUAUGAAAAACAAACUAUACCCUUUCAUAAAACAAAACAAUGAACCAAUACUAAAACAAAAAAUUACCAAAUCUAGAGAGAUAGGGAGGGAAGGAGACCAUCAUCAUCUCACCCCUCCACCAUAAGCGUUUUAGAGAGAGAGAGAGAGACCGCACCGGUGGUCGGGGGUAGCCAGAGGGGACGAUGGUCGUUGCGGUGGACGAGGGUGGCCGAGGGGAGGGGCUGGUGUAGAUGGAAGAAUUGGGAAUUCCGCAACUUUAAAAAGAAGGAUUUUUUGGGGCUACCUUACUUGGAUUUUCGAUCAAGUUUUAUGCCGCGUGGGAUUAGUGCGACGGAGUGGUGGGGACGGCUGCGGCAGGUUUAGCUGGAAGGAGGGUAGAACUAAGGUUUGAGUGGAUUAUAUAGAAUAAUCGGGUAUGGUCACUUAUUCAUUUCCAAUAUUACCCUAAAAGAAUCUUGACCAUAAAAUUUUUAAAAAAGGAAAAAUAUAAAAUCCAAUGUUAUGUAAAGAAGUUUACACCGUAAUUACUAAAAAACAAGUAAUCACCCUAACGUGCUAACAUAUUCCCAUCUUCUAAUGAUCUACCGGUGAUUUUUGGCAAAUCAUCAAAACAAAGAAAUUAGCAAAUUAUGUUUUUUUGUUUUGUCAUGAUUAAUUGAUGCAACGCAAUCAUUAACAACCAUGGUGUGGACAUAACACGAACAAACGGACACGUGGAGAAGAACGGGCGAUCGAACUUAGUGGCUAGAGCUGUAAACAACUAUGGGAGUGUUUGGCUUAAAUACGGAAAAAACUUUCAUAAUCACGAGAUUAAGCGACUGGGGCCCACCAGUCUGUCAACAAGACGAGAUAGCCCCACGUGUCCUCUCAUAGUGCCAUUGUGUUCUGUAACCCAACAAAAACAAAAGGCUGCAGCCACUAGAUAAGCUCGAUCUCUCCCUCUUUUUAUCCAGACUCCACCACGCAACAGCUGGUGGGCCGGGAGACCGAGCCCGCGGUUUGAGGUAAAGUCAGCUUCAGUUGGGCCCGUCCAGACGCUAGCUGUUAUCGUGUUUUUUGUGGUAAUUGAUGUGCCCAAUAAGGUACUGGUGGUGGGCCUGCAUCGGUUGUUUUCACAACCAGAACCAGUACUGAAGGAUCAAUAAGUGGAUUAGUUCAUGAAGAUCUUUUUUUUUGGUUGAGUCCAGGAGAGGGUAAUACGUCGAAUCGAUAUGUCAAAUAGGUAGGGCUGAAAAUUGGCCCGACCCGCUCCUGGCCUUGUUUUGAUCUUGUUUUAUUUGCACUUGAAGGGUCAAGAUGUAUAACUGACAUGUUUCGCCACUGUUUUUUUCAUGAUCUUGUCUGACUCUUUAGGGUCGGGGCGGGUCAGGAAGGGUCGGGUCAAUGGGUCGACCCUAAUAAAUACACUACUUUUCUAAAAAUUGUCUGACUCUUUAGGGUCGGGGCGGGUCAGGAAGGGUCGGGUCAAUGGGUCGACCCUAAUAAAUACACUACUUUUCUAAAAAUUAUAAUUUGAUAUCCAAAUUUAUUAAUUCUUUAGUACCUAAAAUUUAUUUUUUUACAAAUAAGUCCCAAAUAUUUGAUGGUAAAAUUACAUUUUGGUACCCAAAUUUUGUUUUUUACAAUUUAGUUCCUGAACUUUUAAAACUCUACAAAUAGGUGCCACGUGUAUGUAUGAUGUUAAGGGUCAUAGGGUCGAAAAGUGACCCGAUCCUACCCGAUCCUGACUCGACCCGAAGCUGACACGACCCAAAGCUGACCCUGUAGACAAAUAGACCUAGACUCGGUAUCACUCGAUCGAUUGAAUUAUUUUUUUCAUAAUUUAAGGAAGUUUGGAAUGGUUUUCUAGUUGAUUGAGUGUUGAGUUCAUGAGUUACAUCCAAUUCGUAAAUAACUGGGUCGAGUGCGUGUUGAGAGGAUGUUAAUUUUAUUUUUAAUUCUUGUGACGUGCAGUGAACCAAUUCAUAAAAUCAAGUAAAGAGAGUAAGAGAUACGCGGAUCGAUUCAGUUGUUUUGGUAGUAGAUCACACUUUAGCUUGGACGAGUCUUCAAUUAGUUUGUUAAAAGUACCAAUGUAACGAUGAGACUAUUUUGCAAAUUAGCCCCCAUAAUUUUAUGAUGAUCUAGACAUUUGAGUUUUGACCUUUAAGAAAUCUCAGCAAGCAGUCAACACUCAACACCCAACCCAUAAACUUGUAUGGUUAACAUUUACCAAUAGACAAUAGUCAUAUGGGCUUGCUAGUCACUCGUGCAGAUCUAGUGGUCCAAAAGAUCACAACUCACAAGGAAAUCUAGAAAACGAAACUAGAGAUGGGAAAGCUAGCCAGAUGGCUACAACUUAUUAAAGGACACUAGUACAUUACCAUAAAUAAUCGAUACGCCUGAUGGCCGUGAUAUUGAAAGAAAGCCAGGUGGCACCAGCCCAUUUGCUAGUUGGCGGAAGAUCUUUGUUUCAAUGUCAGCUAGCAAGCCUUGUUUCCAUAUUUGAUAUUACGUGGCAAGUGAAUUUAUUAUUAAUUAGGAGAACUAGCUGGCUGAGAUGCUGACCUGGACAAUACAGCGAUGCACGGCUGGAGGCCUGGAAUAGUUCCUUCCAUUAAUUACCGCUAGGUAGCACUUAAUUUUCCAUAGAACUCGCGUGGAAAACAAGUAAAUUCGAAGCGAAAAGAGUUGCCGGAAAUGCGUGUGACGGGUUGGGUUAACGAUGACCUGGAUUUCGGCUGGCUGUGUAGUUGGGUUAAUGAUGUCCAUCAAGUGGGUAAUUAAUUAUGGAUGCAUUAAUUAGGAUUUCAAAGUCGGCAACAAAUGCGUAAUACGAAC